This is a messenger RNA of Trematomus bernacchii (emerald rockcod), 1650 nucleotides long. RefSeq lists its product as uncharacterized. The transcript has 2 exons. The record is from RefSeq and is a predicted model, not a curated record. The coding region runs from base 16 to 1650 and encodes 544 amino acids. Lineage: Eukaryota; Metazoa; Chordata; Actinopteri; Perciformes; Nototheniidae.
AGUCAAAUACAACGAAUGAACAUCACCGGCAAUACAGGCAGCCACAUAGACAUCACUGUGAAGGAAGAUCUGCAGGGAGGCGUACUCCAGGCAGUAUAUCAUCAACAUAAGUUUAACAUCCACAGUUCAUCAGGGAAAAUAAAUAUCUGUCCCUGCUGUGAUACAGAGGGAACAAUACAAGUGUUCACUAAACCAGGAAGCUCAGAAGAAAUAAUACAGAUAGUACAACGAAAGCAAACUACCUGGAGACCAGAAUGGCAGACAACGAUAAACUCUAUGAAGAAAUAUGCAGUGGAAUCAAACCAGACCGGCUACUGGCAGAUGGAGAACCAGGAUCAUUUCCAUCUUUCCUGUCCUCCCCUCAUACCCUUGAAGAACCUCAACAUCAACUGGCCAACAUUCCCAGAGCCCUCAGUCACCAAAAUUGUGGACGGACAGCUCGGGGGAAACAAGCCCGAUAGACCCGGGAGCUCCAAUCCACCCAGGAUAUCUACUGAAGUGGACCAAUGUGACGAAGGGACUGACAGAAGGGAACCAGCAGAAAGAGAUAUUCGAAUACAACUUCAGCCCUUGGAGCCUGGAGAAAAUAGAACAAAGCGAGGAGGUACCCCUCAUCACCCAAAAAAUGAUGGACCUUCAGAUGCAACCCUAUCACCCAGACUUGGACCCCCGUCUCUCCUCGAUCAGGUCAACACACUGGCUCAAUCCACAAGCCAGGCACCAACUGCUGGAGGAAAAAGGAGCAGAGGUGGGAAAACCUGUUUUGAAUAUCCGCCGAAAGAAACGAAGAAAUACCAGGGGAAGGUCAAAAGCUCUAACAAAGGUGAGCCACCCAGUAAACGAAUCCAAAUUGACCAAACCCCCCACAAAGAUGAAGAAAAGGUGAGCAAACAAGUCACCUCCAAAUGCACAGAUAAGACAAAAAAGCAAUGUGACCCAGCGGACGCAAGACUGUGUGCGUCAUGGGCAGGGGAGUAUGUUGCAGGAGAACCCGUAGAAGUAUCACCCAGAGUCCCGCCAGGAUGGAUGGUAGCCACAUGGGGAGGCAACUACUUCAUCUGCCCAAAAGAAAGAUGUCCACCAUACGGGAAAUGGCUGGACAAUGAAGAACCUCCCGUGCAUAUACAAGUACAGGAUGCCUUGAAACCUCUGAUGAAAAAGGUUUCAGAAGAAAAUGAUUUCCGAAGCCAGAACAACCCAUUUGUUCUCCCAGGGAAUGAGGACGGGGAUGACUGGCGCCCGAAUAAUGACCAAACCAUAGGAAGAAUAGUGCUGUACACCCAUAGUCCCACUGGAGGAUACAGAAAGUGCGCCAUCAGGUACUUUUCCGAUCCACAGAACUGGGACACUCUCGCGGGAUUCCGCAAUGGGACAAGAGGCUUCACCCACUUGCCUUACAUCUGGAAGUAUGAUGAAAACUGGCACAGAGUUCUGCUUGAUCGCUCAGCAAUGAUGUGGCAGAAUAAAGGUGACAAAGAAUUCAACACAAGGGGGGGAAUCAAAAGCCUCCAAGUGACAUGUUUCAAAACCAACUCCGACAGCUCAUAUUUUGCUAUCACCGACGAUGGAUGUGGUAACAAGUAUAUGCUGACAGACCCAAAGAGAGAGGGAUGCUACGAAGAGGUCCGAGACAAAUGUGGAAGCGCAUGA